Messenger RNA from Acipenser ruthenus (sterlet), 1468 nucleotides. RefSeq lists its product as uncharacterized. The transcript has 4 exons. Bases 212 to 955 code for a protein of 247 amino acids. The record is from RefSeq and is a predicted model, not a curated record. NCBI's taxonomy places the organism in Eukaryota, Metazoa, Chordata, Actinopteri, Acipenseriformes, Acipenseridae.
UUUAGCUAUGCAUACAAUUUCAUGGAGAUCAAGUGUUUAGUAUUUGUAAGUUUUUGCUUUUGAUCUAUUGCAACGUUUUAUAAUAUUAACUACUUAUUUGUUCUUGCCUUCACAGAGUGAUCAUUAACUAUUUGAAAGUUAUGAACAAUGGAAGGAAGCCCUGCCUUCAGAAGGGUGCCAGGGUCCCGGGACCUGCUCCUCCAGCCUUCGCAUGAAGCUGCCACUGUCUCCGCCGCCAUUAAUUCAGGGGCGAUUCAAGACCACCAAGACCACCUCCUCUGACACCCUGGGCACGGACAGCCUGAAACGGUGCCUGCUCGUACAGUGCUCGGGACCUGCCCAGUGGCCACAGACAAGCAGACUCGUCGAGGCCAUCUGCAUCCAGCUCUGCCACCUCCACCCAUCCUCCACCAAGUCCAAAGGUGUGAAGACUUCCCGGUGGGCGGCUAUCGUCGGCGACUACUCCAAAGUCCGAGAGCUGGUGCUGGGCAGCCAGAGGCUCGUGGAGAAGACCACCCUCCAGCUGUUCGAGUUGAAUCAGCACACCCUGUCUCAAUGGCACAACAAACGCCAGAAGGGGCAGGAGCAGGCUGUCCUUCAACAGGGGGUCACACCCCCUAGCGCCAGCGCAGUGGUCCCAGAGCCUCAACCGCAGCCGCGCCUGCUGCUACAGGAGGGCAUGACAUACGGACACCAGCCGCAUGUCUUUUCCCAGACCGCAGACCGCAGUCCUGGACCACUCAGCCACCCCUGCGCCACAUCCCACUUCAUCUCCUUCCACCUCUUCAGCUGCUCCCAGUUUUUACAAUAUCCAAUUUAUUAUUUUAAGGCUUUGUCUCACAACUGCAACUUGCCCAUAUUGACUCAGGAGAGACGAAGGCAAGCACUCCCGUCCUCCGAAACAUUUAUUUUUUUAUGGUGGUGCAUUGUUUCUUUUUUCCGUUUUGUGUUCUAAUGUACCCCAGCAAACCUACAUAGCAUUUCAUUCAGCACAAGUUGGACUUUCCUCUGGUCAAAGGCCCUACGUGUAAAGCUGAUUGCAUUACUGAACCACAAGUGUAAUGUAAACACUAAAAUGUAUAUAUUAUAAUCUGUUUUGUUCCAGUUUAACCUGUUUUGUUUGCUAUGUUGAAAGCUGUAUUGUUGAAUUUGUCAUUCAAUGUAAUUAAAUAUUUCUAGUAUGUUAUUCAUAUAUUGCACUACCUGCUCCUCUGUUUAAAAAGUAUCAGUAUCUGUGGACAUCACUCAUAAACACGUUGGGUUUACCACUAUGUCCUUGGAUGUUAGGCUGAUGUAAUCAAGACAGACAGACAGGUGGGGGUGAAACACUAAACACUGAAACAAAAGAUCAUCUUGUUGGUUGCAUGAGAUAUGCCUUUAAUUUCUAUUCAUUCAAUGUAACAGAAUAAUUUAUUGUAAUAAAUAUAUAUGUAUGUAAUAAUUUGUAUGCAUUCAAUGUAACAGAAUA